AUGGCUUUGCCAAAGUUUUUGCAGCCGAUAGGCUCCAAAGCCCCGGUUAACGCUGACCGGUCGUCUCUCGAGGUCGCUCAGGCCGAGGCGCCCCGGUUCGCGAAAGUGACCUGGUACAAAGAGCCUCACUUGCGAAACCUCUACUGCCUCAUUAUCUUUCUCUUGAUCGCUUCAGCAACCACCGGAUACGAUGGUAUGAUGGUCAACACCAGUCAGCAGAUGGAUAGGUGGAAGGAAUACUUCCCAGAGUACAAGAACGAGAGCAAGCUCGGUAUUUUGAUCAACAUGUACAACAUCGGUUCGAUCGUGUCCUUCUUCAUUACACCCUACCUUGCAGACAACUUGGGACGAAAGCCAACAAUCAUGAUUGGAUGUGUCAUCAUGAUUGCGGGUUCUUUCAUCUCUGCUUUCUGUAACGGUUACGGAAUGUACAUGGCUGGUCGCUUUGUUCUUGGUUUCGGCAACUCUCUGGCUCAGAUGUCUUCUCCUAUGCUUCUGACUGAGAUCUGCCAUCCUCAGCACCGUGGUCCUCUCACCGCUGUCUACAACUGUCUCUGGAACCUCGGAUCUCUGAUCGUCUCUGUUGUCGGUUGGGGCACUGCCUCGAUUAACAGCAACUGGUCAUGGCGAUCCAUCACCUUUAUCCAGGCCGUUCCAUCCAUCGUCCAGCUCUGCGGUAUCUGGUGGGUCCCCGAGUCUCCCCGAUUCCUUGUCAACAAGGACAAGCCCGAGCAGGCUCUUGCAGUCCUCGCCAAGCACCAUGCCGGCGGUGACGAGAACAACCCGACUGUGCAGUUCCAGUACCGCGAGAUCAAGCAAACCAUUCAGGCCGACCGCGCCGCCUCCAAGGCUACUAGCUACUCCGACUUUGUCAAGACCAGGGGCAACCUGUGGCGACUCGGCAUCAUCAUUUCCCUCGGUAUCAUUUCUCAGUAUUCUGGCAACGCUCUGUUCUCCAACUAUAUGGAUAUUAUCUACGAGGGUGCCGGUAUCAAGCAGCAGAACAAGAAGCUUGCUCUCUCUGCUGGCAAGACCAUUCUCGAUCUUUCCGUCUCCAUCGCUGCCGCCUUCUCUGUCGACAAGGUCGGUCGUCGUCCUCUCUUCCUCACUGCCAUUUCCGGUAUGGUCACGGCCUUUAUUAUGUGGACCAUCGCUGGUGCCAUCUACGAGAACUCCUCAGUCCCUACUCCUCCCACCGAUGACCAGCCUGAUGGUGGUGUCGAAUACACCAACACCAGCUCCGGAUACGCUCAGAUCGCCUUUAUCUGGCUGUUUGGCAUCUUUUACGAUAUCGGCUUCUCGGGUCUUCUCGUCGCCUACGCCCUUGAGAUUCUCCCCUUCCAUCUCCGUGCCAAGGGCAUGAUGAUCAUGAACAUUGUCGUCCAGGCUAUCCUCGCCAUUGGAAACCAAACAAACAAGCUCGCGUGGAACAACCUCCCCAAACACUGGCACUUUAUGCUCUUCUACACCCUCUGGGACUUUUGCGAGUUGAUCUUUGUGUGGUACUUCUACAUUGAGACCAAGGGCCCCACCCUUGAGGAGAUUGCCCGCAUCUUCGACGGCGACGACGCUGUUGCCCACAUCGAUCUCGCCCAGGUCGAGAAGGAGACCAACCUCGUCCGCCAAGAGGAGGACAUUAACUUUGACAGCCUCUACCUGAGCUUUUAA
Fusarium vanettenii 77-13-4 is the source of this 1668-nucleotide messenger RNA. RefSeq lists its product as uncharacterized. NCBI's taxonomy places the organism in Eukaryota, Fungi, Ascomycota, Sordariomycetes, Hypocreales, Nectriaceae. The transcript is spliced from 6 exons. Gene Ontology annotation, molecular function: carbohydrate:proton symporter activity. Gene Ontology annotation, biological process: transmembrane transport; carbohydrate transport. The record is from RefSeq and is a predicted model, not a curated record. The coding region runs from base 1 to 1668 and encodes 555 amino acids. Gene Ontology annotation, cellular component: membrane.